Aspergillus mulundensis is the source of this 810-nucleotide messenger RNA. RefSeq lists its product as uncharacterized. The coding region runs from base 1 to 810 and encodes 269 amino acids. The record is from RefSeq and is a predicted model, not a curated record. Lineage: Eukaryota; Fungi; Ascomycota; Eurotiomycetes; Eurotiales; Aspergillaceae. The transcript has a single exon.
AUGUUGACUGAAUCUUUGCCUUUUGCAGGCCACCACCACAUGAAGAAUCCGUUGAAAAUCAUGACGGCCAUUAUGCACAGAAUCCGCAGGAAGCGCAAGGUCUCGUCGGAGCUCGAUUCUCGAUGGGGUGAUAUGGCCAUCUCCUCGCCCAACGAGGGUUCUUGGAGCCAGUAUGGAGCCUCACCAAGGACCAGCCCAGUGUCCGCUGCCUCGUUCGAUCACGACCAUGGACCUCGACAGGACUCUAGAGAGCUCCCCGAGCCAUACAUACCCAACGGAAACAAAGUGGGCAUCGUGAACGAGGUAACCGUCAAUUCCUUAAACAUGCCUACGGGCUAUUAUGAUGCGAAACUACGACGGCAAAAGACCAAGAGCCGGCCUCCCACGGUACAGCCUGUUCAGCCUGUCCAGCCGAAACCUAUUACUCUACCAAAAUCAUGGGAGGAGAAGAAGUUUGCGGAUAGUUCGGCGGACGAAGCUGGAGACAACGUCUCUUCCCUAGGGUCUCCGCGAAGGCGAGGCACAGACGACGCCAACUCUCGUGGAUCAAAAUCACCUCCAUUAUCAGUCACCUCGCGGAUGCGGCGAUAUAGCGGCCAGAGCACCGCGACGGAUCCAAUUUUCUCGGUGCCUGGAACGGCAAGUUCCCAGCGAACUAGUUUCAGCGCCGAUGAUCCUCGACUCGCACGGCAUCCACCGCUGCCAGCGCAGCCUGAUAAGAAACCUCCCCAAGGACCCAAAGUCCGUGAAGCGGACCCGAACACUGCAUCGCAGGAACUAGUCCCUUCGUACGACGAUCUGUAUGGCUAA